Lingula anatina is the source of this 880-nucleotide messenger RNA. RefSeq names its product syndetin-like. Gene Ontology annotation, biological process: endocytic recycling; retrograde transport, endosome to Golgi. Gene Ontology annotation, molecular function: SNARE binding. Gene Ontology annotation, cellular component: EARP complex. Lineage: Eukaryota; Metazoa; Brachiopoda; Lingulata; Lingulida; Lingulidae. The record is from RefSeq and is a predicted model, not a curated record.
CGUCACCAGCAGGUGUCUGAACACUGACCAACUCCUGCAGUCUGUCAGCAGUGUUAAGUGGGACAUCAAGGACAUCAUGUCACAGCAUAAUAACUAUGUGGACGUCAUACUGAGGGAACUUCAAGUGUUUAGUAACAGGCUAAAUGGGGUCAGUCGCCGUGUCCCGCUUCCUGAAGCUGUUUCCAAGGUAAUGUGGGAGCAUGUGAUAGGACUUGCCAAUAGGACGCUAGUAGAAGGUUACGCCAGUGCCAAGAAGUGCACCAACGAGGGCCGUGCCUUAAUGCAGCUGGACUUCCAACAGCUGCUGAUGAAACUGGAAAAGUUGACCAACAUCCGACCAAUACCAGAGCGAGAGUUUGUGGACGCUUACAUCAAGGCGUAUUACCUGCCAGAGACGCAGCUAGAGCUCUGGAUCAGGGACAGGAGGGAAUACUCUCCCAAACAACUGAUCUCUCUCAUCAACUGUGUGGACCACAUCAACAAAAGAGGAAGACAGAGACUGGUGGCAAUGGUGGAGGAAUCUGCCAACAGGAGAUAGCACAUUUUGUGAACUGCAUUGCGUUAGUUGUGACUUUAGAGACAGCAUGUUGUGUUAGCUGUGAACUACAUUGCAUUAGCUGUGACUUGGGAAGACGCAUUGUGUCACUGUGAAUUGCAUUGAAUUGGCUGUGAACAGCACAUUGUGUUCCUGUGAAGUGGGAGUGCAUUGUCUAUUGUGUUUGCUGUGAACAAGGGGACAUUGCGUUAGCUGUGAACUGGGAGACAGCUUAUUGCAUUAGCUGUGAACUGGGAGACAGCACAUUGCGUUAGCUGUGAACUGGGAGACAGCUUAUUGCAUUAGCUGUGAACUGGGAGACAGCACAUUGCGUUAGCUGUCAAC